Heterostelium album PN500 is the source of this 753-nucleotide messenger RNA. Its product is annotated as kelch repeat-containing protein. Bases 1 to 753 code for a protein of 250 amino acids. The transcript is spliced from 2 exons. The record is from RefSeq and is a predicted model, not a curated record. Lineage: Eukaryota; Evosea; Eumycetozoa; Acytosteliales; Acytosteliaceae. Gene Ontology annotation, molecular function: protein binding.
AUGUCUAGUUUGUCAUUAAGUCAAUCACAAUCUUUAUUUGUUGGUGGUAGUGGUGGCGGUAGUGGUAAUGGUCAUCACCAACAUUCAAUGUCAUUCAUUUUCAGUGUAGAUUGUGAUAAUGAAGCGAUGCUCUAUAAUCUUACAAACACUGAAGUCGAACUACUGGAUAUCCGAUCGCACGGUGCUUGUACCUUUAACUCAAUGGUGGUGGUUGGCGAUAGUAUCUACACUUUCGGUGGCGAUGACUUUAGCAGUAGAUACCAACGAUUCUCGAUAAAGUCGAAAUCGAUCGAUAUGGAAGGAGACAUCGUUGGCAUUGAAGGUGGCAAAGACAUCAGCGUGUGUUUCGAUGGCUACGAAAAUAUCUAUCUGCUCAAUGGGUACAAGCGAUCGACGCUGGUGAUCUCACGCUUCAAUCUACACACCAUGCAAUUCAUCAGUGCUCACUGUCACGAUGGCAAUGGAAAAAUCUACAUACACUCGGAUGACCGACGUUUCUUCUCCAUCAAUAUCGACACCAAGGAGAUCAAACAACUUAAACAUUUGGAUUUGCACUUUAAGAAUUUCUGUUCGAUGGUAUACCAUCAAGUUGAUCCUUCACACAGUUUUAUCUAUCUUCUCGGUGGUAAGCACUAUGGAAAUCAUCGAUAUUCCAUCGAAUCCGACAAAUGGCAAAGUGUAUUCAAAGAUUCACAUUCCGAUCGACGCACAUGCGGAUCCCUUUUUUAUUCCCUUAAUACAACAACAUUUUAA